This is a messenger RNA of Ipomoea triloba (trilobed morning glory), 858 nucleotides long. RefSeq lists its product as uncharacterized. Lineage: Eukaryota; Viridiplantae; Streptophyta; Magnoliopsida; Solanales; Convolvulaceae. The coding region runs from base 134 to 655 and encodes 173 amino acids. The transcript is spliced from 2 exons. The record is from RefSeq and is a predicted model, not a curated record.
AGCCCCACGUUUCCCCGUUUUGUAGAUGUUAGCUAGCUACUUCCCAACUUCUAAUUAACUCCCCACAGAUCAUCGAAUUCACUUCUUUCUUCUUAUAUCCAUAAUUAAUCCACAAAAACUCAGCAUAAUAAUAAUGGACAAUUCUAAAAGAACAUUCCUACUAUCCAUCUUCAUCUUCUGGAUCUUCUCCACUCAUACCAUCUUUACAUGUGCAGAUGAGGGCCAAAACGAGGCUAAAACCGCCCAAGAAUCUCCAUCUCCCCAGGAAGUAUUGUACGAUACAUACGCCCUCUUCACAAAGGCUUCGUUACAGUAUUGGGAGAAUGUCAAAUCCCUCUUCAAUCAAGCUCAGCUUAGCUUUAAGACCAAGGAAGAUCUCAGCGAGGGAGAAAAGCAGAUCGGAGCUACAGAGAGGCUGAAAGAUGCGGCGGAGAAGAGCUUUGAACAGACCAAAGAAGCGGUUGAGGGAUCGGCGAAAUCGGCGGCUGAUGCGGUGCAUGACGCGGCGGAGAAGGUGAAGGAUAAAAUGCCUGCUGCAGCUGCGGGAAAAGAUGCUGCUGCCGAUCAUGGGGAUAAAAUGCCUGCACCUGCGAUCGGGGAUAAAAUGCCUGCAGCUGCGGCAAAAGAUGCUGCUGCCGAUCAUGGGGAGCUGUGAUCGAUGAGCUAGGAUCAGAUCAUAUCGGAAUUGAAGAAGAAGCUAUAGCUAGCUGAUGAUCUGUUACGUUGAGGCCAAGAUUUUUUUUAAUCUUUAAUUUUGCAUUAUUAUUUGUAGAUCGAACUAUAUAGUAAUGUGUAACCUUUUCAAUGUUCAGUUUUUUUGAAUGAAACCUUCAAUUCUCAGAGGAAUUAUUCAGUCAA